AUGCGUUCCAAAUAUGCCUGGGUGUGGAAAGAUGGAACCUGUGAUGCUGCCUCUGGAUUCUAUAAAAAAACUGUAUUGCAGGAACAGCGAGAGCAGUCCACCGUUUGCUACAGCGAUCUAGCCUGCUAUGCUGAACGGAGCAUGACAAAUUCCGAAGCACGACUAGAAAAUGCCUCUCAUGGGGCUCUGCAUGAGAAACAUCAUCAGCAUGCAGGAAUAUCCUUUGUAAAAACCGCGGUUCUGGGACUCGUAUGUUUUGCAAAAGUCUCGUACUCGUAUAAAUGCAUUACAAAUUUCCUCAGCAUGAGAAAUAAAAUUUGUAAUGCUGAUUUUCCUUGACGCAGGGAUUUGUAAUGCAUGACUGCAAUACGAUCGGACUUCGUGGCGAAGCACCGGAUGGAGCUGAUUGCAACGGCUUUUGUCAACCAGGACCUUGUAUCCUGUGCAAAAGCAUCGUACUAGUAUGAAUUCCAUUACAAAUUGGGUUUGCAUUACAAAUUGAAUUUGUAAUGCGGAUCUGCCUUACGAUGAAAAUUUGUAAUGCAUGACGAGUACGAUACUUUUGCAUUGUAUACAACUAUACAUUGAAGUUUCGGAUCUCCUGGUCAGCGGACGCGAAGCCACGGCGCAUCUGGCCUACAAACUGCAGUGGUUCAACGAGUUCCUAUAUCCUGUGCAAAAGUAUCGUAUUCGUAUUGCAAGCAUGAAUUACAAAUCUUUUUCUUGAGGUAGAUCAGCAUUACAAAUUUUAUUUCUCAUGCUGAGGAAAUUUGUAUAUGCAUUUAUACGAGUACGAUACUUUUGCACUGCAUAUCCUAGCAGCGGAAGAGAACUUAGUUCCUCCAAGUCUGCGACUCGAAUUAACGAAAGCGUUGUACAAUUUCUAGAGUGCAUCCAGGUGAUGUUUCGAUUUCGAAUUCCAACGUGUGCAUGUGCGUGGUGUUGGUGAAAAAACUAGAAAGAGAAACUACUGGAAGUGUAAGACGCAAGCACGUGCGCAAGUCACAGUGGCGGUCCAAGCUCGACUUCAACGGGAAGUAGAAGGGUGUGUCGGAGCACAAUGAAGAUAAGUUCUGCAUUUCUCGCGCUUCUUGGCAGCACUUUCAUCUCGUGAUUGCAAGUACUAGCACCAGCAGGAAUCUUCCACUGCUCUCCCUGUUCGCAGCCAGUUGUAGAUCUAAUAAUUCUAGUUCAAAGUAGCAGAUCGCCUAUAUGAUAAAUGAGCUGUUCGUAGUUUUUUUCGUUCUUAAUGUCCGAUCAUUAUUCAAGUGCAC
Molecule: messenger RNA, 1274 nt
Organism: Amoebophrya sp. A120
Lineage: Eukaryota; Dinophyceae; Syndiniales; Amoebophryaceae
Source: the annotation of a GenBank genome assembly